UUGUGUUGGUAGCGAACGGUGUUGGGAGAAGUGUUUCCCACGACAUUGUGUUAUGCUGUGUAGUUAUCUAGCUGAAGAGAAUAAUGAUUUGUCAUGACCUAGCUAGAGAGGUGCCAGCAUAUACUGACGACACAGUUGACAAGUUAGACCAGCUGUCAAAGUAGCAAAAGUAGAAGGACUGUCUAGCUAACGUUCCAUCAUGGCAGAAGUAAUGAAGACGUUCAGAUUCCCAUCUCGACACGGCUAUGCAGUAGAGAUAUCCCCGUUUUUUGCAACCCGAUUGGCAUGUGCUACGUCUCAAUACUACGGAAUAGCAGGAUGCGGGACACUGUUCGUGCUGGAACAGAGUGAAGCUGGCAUUUCUCUCUUAAGAAGCUUUGACUGGAAUGACGGCCUUUUCGACAUCACCUGGAGUGAGAAUAACGAGCACGUUCUGGUGACAGGGGCGGGUGACGGUUCUCUGCAGAUCUGGGACACGGCCAACCCCCAGGGGCCUCUACAGGUGCUGAAAGAGCACACGCAGGAGGUGUACAGUGUGGACUGGAGUCAAACGCGUGUGGAGACGCUGGUGGUCUCUGGCUCCUGGGACCACACUGCCAAAGUGUGGGAUCCAGAGCGCGCUCGGUGUCUGUGCUCCCUGAGGGGUCAUGAAGGGGUCAUUUACAGCACAGUGUGGUCCCCGCAUAUCCCAGGAUGCUUUGCAUCUGCAUCAGGCGACGGGACGCUUCGAGUGUGGGAUGUGAAAGCGGGCACGUCCAGGCUGAUUGUCCCGGCGCACAAGGCAGAAAUCCUCAGCUGCGAUUGGUGCAAAUACGACCAGAACGUGAUCGUGACUGGAGCGGUGGACUGCAGCCUGCGCGUCUGGGACCUGCGGAACGUGCGGCAGCCAGUUUCCGAGCUGCUGGGUCACUCUUAUGCCAUACGGAGAGUAAAGUUCUCCCCAUUCAAGCUGACAGUCCUGGCAUCCUGCUCCUAUGACUUCACUGUCAGGUUCUGGGACUACUCCAAGGACCGGCCUGUGCUGGGCACGCUGGAGCACCACACCGAGUUUGUGUGCGGGCUGGACUUUAACCUGCACGUCCCCGACCAGGUUGUGGACUGCGCCUGGGAUGAGACCGUGAAAAUAUAUACACCUCCGUGCCUAGCAGCACUUAAGCACAGUACUCCGUAGAGAGGAGAUAAUUACUCUGCCCCGAGGAGGAGAAACGGACUUUUCAGGCUGACUGAGAUCUAAAUCACGGACGGCGGUUUUCCAGAGCGUCAUGGCAGUUUUGAAAAUGACGCCAUUAAACGGAUCCCUGGGGACCAGUGUCGCGCGGGCAAAGUUUGAAUACAGAGGGAAGAAAAAUGCUACACGGCGUGGAACACGAGCCACCGCCAGCAGUAAAACCCCAGAUGUCUCCACGUAGUUUUCAUCAGAGUCCCUUGUUUAUAACGUGUGAAAUUAGACAUCUACAUGCAUGUGUCUUGUGUGCCGUUUUUGCCAAGUGUGGAGCUGAAAGGAGGAGAUGCUUGAGUGGUUUUGCCUGCUGUUUCCCUGAAACCCGUGGUAGUGUGCGACAAUACACUGUGUGUCAGGUAAACGGUGAUGACAUUCAAAAUGGCCUGUGUAUUUCUUAAAAAUAAAAGGAAA
Messenger RNA from Megalops cyprinoides (Indo-Pacific tarpon), 1633 nucleotides. It is a transcript of the gene pex7, whose product is annotated as peroxisomal biogenesis factor 7. Gene Ontology annotation, cellular component: peroxisomal matrix; cytosol. Gene Ontology annotation, biological process: protein import into peroxisome matrix. The transcript is spliced from 10 exons. Gene Ontology annotation, molecular function: protein binding. The record is from RefSeq and is a predicted model, not a curated record. NCBI's taxonomy places the organism in Eukaryota, Metazoa, Chordata, Actinopteri, Elopiformes, Megalopidae. The coding region runs from base 200 to 1171 and encodes 323 amino acids.